Naegleria gruberi is the source of this 1952-nucleotide messenger RNA. RefSeq lists its product as uncharacterized. The transcript has a single exon. NCBI's taxonomy places the organism in Eukaryota, Heterolobosea, Eutetramitea, Acrasida, Naegleriidae. The record is from RefSeq and is a predicted model, not a curated record. The coding region runs from base 348 to 1952 and encodes 534 amino acids.
CAAAUACAGAGAAAAUAACAAUCAAGGAAGAAGAUGAAAUCAUGGAAGAAGAUACAUUGAGACAAUACAAAAUAAUGUUCUCUCUCUUUUUUGAAACAUUGACCAAGUUGGAACAAGAAGGUAAUUUCGAAGCCUAUCAUUACCUGCUGAAAAAAUUCGAGACAAGAAUUACUCCCCAAUCAGGUGAAAACUUUGUAGAGAAUAUUAAAACUCUGAAUAUUAGAUCAUCUACGAUGAACAUUGGAAAGGAAAUUGAAAAGAUUCAAAAUUUUGAUGAUCGUCUAGAGUUUGAAAACAUGUAUCGUUUAAUAAUGGCAAAGAAGAGGGAUGAAGAAUAGAUUAAAAAAAUGAAAAAUGAUCCCUCUAAUAAUACAAUGAUGCAUCAAUUAUGUAAUAACAAUACGAUAGCAUCACUCGGAGAUGAGAAUCCUUCAAAGAAGAAGAAGGCAAAUUGUAAAGAUGAAUACUGUCACAUUGUUGAAUAUUUUAAUCAACUAUAUUUAUUUGUGCAAGAUUUGGAAAGUUGGGAAGAAGGGAAAUCAAUUUUUGAUUAUAGGAAAAUAAUUUCCAAAAUUUCACAACAAUUAGAUAAUUCAAAAGAAAAUACAAUAGAAAUUAUUCAAUACAAUUCAUUAACUCCUUGUUUGUUAGAUAACAUUUCGAGCUCAUUAAUGCCAAUUCUUUUUUUGACUGAAAAGUCUGGAAGAGAUUUGUUUCAUGAUCCACUCAUUUGCUACUUUUCCCAAAAGAUUAUCUUCAAAUUGUGGAUUUUGGAUGUGAAAAAGAGUAAUGAUUUUUUGAACUUGUUGUGUGAAAUUGUUCGAAUUGUAAAAUUAAGAAAUGAGGAAUGUAUCAUGUUAAUUAGAAAUAUUGUAAAACAUUUGAGGAAAUCCCAACAAGAGUUCGAUUCUGAAAUUUUAUUUCGAUUGAUUAUUAGGAUUACCGAUCAACUAGUUGAAACUUAUAAGAAUAAUAAUCUUUCAGAUUCAUUUUCUCUCCUCUUUGCAACCAAUGACAUGAUUUAUAAUUAUAUCAAACUUGUAGAAAAUCUUGACCUUUCUGAAUUGAUUGCAAGUAGAAUUUUAUCCUAUUGUAUUGCCAUGUUAGAGUGUAAUGGUACUCGUAUGGAUGUCAAUUCAAAAAAGUUAUUUUCCAUCAUGAGAAAAGUUAUUGAAAUUUCUUCACAUGAUUUUGUCAACCAGCUUACUAACGCGAUAGGUCAUUAUCCUUCUCUAUUCAACAGCAAUGAGUGUAUUGAGACUGAUUUUUGCAGUGAGCGUGUAGAAUCAUCGGUGCAGAGAGAGUUUCUCCUCUUGGUUAUCAAGAUGGUUGAAAAAUGUAAUUAUAACAAUCUUUCUAGUGAGUCCAUUUGGCACCAACUGGAUUUGAAGAGCAUCUUUGAAACGAGUGAAGAAAUGUUCUAUUCAACCAUUCAGAGAAUUUGUUCCAUGCAUGAUGUGAGCUUGUUAAAAGUUUUCCUUUCUCUCUUUCACAUACAUUCCAAUUGGCUAAAGUUUUAUCAGCUGCAAGAAGAAUCCAAAAAUUGUCCAACCACUACCGAUGACAAAUUACUAGCAGAGAGAAUUAAUCAAUUCAUGAAUAACCUUUUAAAUCCACUCUCAAUAAUUUACCACUUGCUGAGCAUUUUGAACUUUAACAUUCAAGUGUUGAUGGAUUAUUUAAUUUCUGAUGAAACUUGUGAGUGCAUUCUAGAGUUGAUAUUCAAGACGUGUCGAUGGUAUCAAUACUAUGUUUCCAACCAAGAGAAGGAUGAGAGGACGGGACAUGAGCAGAUUGAAGAUAGUCAACAACAAACGAUGAUGACUAGUGUUGUAUCCGUGAUGAAUAAUUUACAUUUGGAAAUUUACCAACUCUACUCCAAAGGAAUCUUCCCCUAUGAUGCUAGUACAUUGUUGAAGCGAUUGCUAAUAUUUGAUAGGAAGCAAAGAUGA